AUAAAAUUUGAUUUGAUUUGAUUUGAUCUUAGCUUAGUAUAAAAGCUAAGAGCACAGGAAAACUGUUAUUUUACCUUAGCACAACUGAGACCAGGGCAAAACUAUUAGCUUACCGCACUGACCAAGAACACAGGAGAUAUUUUAGUUUAGUAAACUCUAUCCGUGUUCAGUACUAGUUAAACCAGUGCUUUGAAAUGUUUCCAAUUCAUUAACAGGGACCUCCCACAAGACCCAGACUCAUCACAAGAUCUUGGACCCAAACACUGACAGUUUUCUCCCACAGUAGCUCAGAACCUGGAUCAACUAACUGCACUACAUUAUUAGUGACACAUUUUAGAGCACUUAAUUAUAAUAAUAAUUAUCUUAAUGACCACUCAUUCAUUCAUUGUUAAGGCAGUAAAUAACACCUUGACAUGUAGUGGAGUAGAAGGAUAAAGCCAAUGGACAGAAAAUAGGUAAACUCAUAAAGUACAAAUACUUAAGUUUUACUUAAACGAAGAAACUGAGUAUAUGUAGGUUACUUGUAAAUUUAUUGUAUUAUGGAAAGACUUGGUUUUUUCAUAAUGUUAUUUUCCUCGCUUAAGUUGUAUGCAAAUGCAGUGAAAAAGCACAAAUAUAAAAAUAUAUGUAUAACUUUGCUUUUAACUAGGGUCACAAAAACACACGUUAAAUUUCUUACGUCCAACGGAAUUUUGAAUAGUUUGAGGCUCCACGCAACCUCAUCAAACUUUAUUUCAAACAUUUUUAUAUCUUAUUAUGCGCAUGCUGCUCUUGAGUCACAUGAGGCGCAUGCGCAGUGCCCUCGCUGUCGCAGCAUUUCCGUGUUGUGGAGCUGUCAGUAGAACAAGGCGGAGAUCACUACACACGAGAAUAACCAAAAAAGAACAGAAGAUGAAGAACAAAGUCAGCAGCACUCAAGUGGGUGUGAAAAGACGGUCAUGGUCCUGGCAGCAGUACCUGAACGAAGAGAAGGCUGAAGCUGCGCCUCUGACACUGUUUACACAGUCCCAGUCCUUUCCCAGUAGGAGAACUGGUUUUAAAGUUGGGAUGAAGCUGGAGGGCAUUGACCCACUCCACCCCUCCAUGUUCUGUGUGCUCACAGUUGCUGAGGUGACUGGCUGUCGGCUGCGACUCCAUAUUGAUGGGUACUCAGAGUGCUACGACUUCUGGGUAAACGCCGACUCGGCAGACAUCCGACCGACAGGCUGGUGUAAAGACCACAACCACAAGCUUCACCCGCCGAAAGGUCACAGUGAGACAGAGUUUGACUGGGAGACCUACCUUCAGUCCACUGGCUCUCAUGCUGCUCCGCCCACCCUGUUCGCCUAUCGCGCCGCAGACUGUGGGUUCAGGGUGGGGAUGAAGUUGGAGGCGGUUGACAGGAAGAACCCCGGACUUGUCUGCGUUGCCUCCGUUGCUGAUGUCAUCAACAACCGCUUCCUGGUUCACUUUGACAACUGGGACGACACAUAUGACUACUGGUGUGAUAGCAGCAGUCCGUACAUCCAUCCUGUGGGCUGGUGUGAAGAGCAGGGACGGCCUCUAACAGCUCCUCAGGGUCACCCCAACCCCGAAAACUUCCUAUGGGAGGAAUACCUGCAGGAAACUGGUUCCACUGCUGCUCCCAGUUCAGCCUUCACACUGAGAGCUCCACAUGGUUUCCAAGUGAACCACAGGUUGGAGGCAGUGGACAGGAGGAACCCCAUGCUGAUCCGUGUCACCACGGUAACAGACACAGAGGACUACAGGGUGAAGAUUCAUUAUGAUGGCUGGUCGCGGCAGUUUGACGUCUGGUGUGACAGCGAUCUCUGUGACCUUCAUCCUGUUGGCUGGUGUCAGCGCACAGGACAUCCACUGGAACCCCCACCAGGUUCCUCCCCCCUCUCCUCCCCCUCUCAGGGAGUGUGUCCCACCCCAGGCUGCAGAGGAGUCGGACACAUCAAAGGAGCCAAAUACACUGGACACCACAGUGCCUUUGGCUGUCCAUACUCAGACAUUAAUAUGCGUAAAGAGGUGGUGCUUCCUGAUAGGCUGGGAGGAGAGAGAGUCAUCACCCUUGUACCUGUUGCCAUGCAUCACCAUGGCAACCAGCCAGACAGAAGAGGUGUCCAGGUUAAGAUGGAGCCUGGAGAAAAAACUCUGCUGCUUCCUCUGGGGAAGAGGAGACGACAGGCAGACAGAUUGACUCAGCCAACCAAAUUCCUCUGUGUGAAACAGGAGGAGGAGGAGGAGCUUCACCUUGCUGCUCUCAAUCCAACAGAGACCAGUAUGUCAGCCACCCCCCCCCGCAGAUUGACUCAGCCAACCAAAUUCCUCUGUGUGAAACAGGAGGAGGAGGAGGAGCUUCACCUUGCUGCUCUCAAUCCAACAGCAGAGACCAGUAUGUCAGCCACCCCCCACCAGUCGGUCUUCCUGUCAGCCAUGUCGGUGCAGCCCGGCCGUGACCUAUCGCUCUGCUGGGAGCAACACCGCAAACUGCUGCCAGGGGUCGCCGGAGUCCACGCUGAGAACGUCCAGCACUGGAGUGUCCAGCAGGUGUCGGAUUUCAUCGAGUCACUCCCUGGCUGUGAGGAACAGGCAAAACAGUUCAGAGACGAGCAAAUCGAUGGGCGGGCCUUCCUUCUGCUCACCCAACGGGACAUCGUCAGGAUCAUGUCAAUCAAACUCGGUCCUGCCCUCAAGAUCUACAACUCCAUCCUGAUGUUCAAACACGCCGGGGACACGAACCAGUCACACAGUGAGAACAGGAACCGAUCAUAUGCCCAGGACAGGAGCCAAUCGAACGAGAAUGAUAGAAGUCAAUCACAUGUGAAGGACAGCAACCAAUCACACACACCAAGCAAAAAGACACCUGACACUGCAUCUCCAGACUGAGUCAAUAUGGAAACACCUGUU
Messenger RNA from Monopterus albus (swamp eel), 2895 nucleotides. It is a transcript of the gene l3mbtl4, whose product is annotated as L3MBTL histone methyl-lysine binding protein 4. NCBI's taxonomy places the organism in Eukaryota, Metazoa, Chordata, Actinopteri, Synbranchiformes, Synbranchidae. Gene Ontology annotation, cellular component: nucleus. The record is from RefSeq and is a predicted model, not a curated record. Gene Ontology annotation, biological process: negative regulation of DNA-templated transcription. Gene Ontology annotation, molecular function: histone binding; zinc ion binding; chromatin binding.